Letharia columbiana is the source of this 753-nucleotide messenger RNA. RefSeq lists its product as uncharacterized. The record is from RefSeq and is a predicted model, not a curated record. NCBI's taxonomy places the organism in Eukaryota, Fungi, Ascomycota, Lecanoromycetes, Lecanorales, Parmeliaceae. The transcript is spliced from 3 exons. Bases 1 to 753 code for a protein of 250 amino acids.
AUGAGAGGAGACUGCGACGAGGAGACCGCAGUCAAAUGGCAUUCGAGCAGAGUUCCCGAAGGGUAUACGCAUUUUCUGCUUGUGGUUUUGAGUGCUCUCAAACAGAUCAGGAAACAGGACCAACCAAUCUUGAGUGAUUGCGAUGAGGAUGGCUUUGAGACAGCUUGUGCACACUUCAGACCGAGAACAGCAGAUGUGACUGGCAAGCUCAGCCAAGAAGAGAUCAACAAGACAGUCGACUUCUGUCUCAACGCAUUCGAAUACCAUGCCCCUGAAAAACAUGAAGCAGUCCUGAGAAGAAUGGAAACUGCCAUGCUCGCCAACAAUGCCGAAGCCCCUGCCGCUCUCUCUACUGCCAAGACUGAAGCGCAGGUCGAAGAGAAGGCUAUAGUUGACCCUGAGGGUCUCUCUCCGGAUGAGCUGCGCAUCUUGAAAACUAUUCGCGCCCGGCAGAUGCUGCGUCAAGAGGAUACUCUGAGCAUUGAUAGCUUCACCAGCGACGCUAUCAAUGGGUGGUUGCCACUCGUCCACAGGGGAAGCUUGGUUCUUCGCAAGGCUGGAGCUAAGGCUCUUCGCCAGCAGACAGCCCCACUCCAGCCUUCUCGACAAGCAGUCUCUGACGAUACAUCAGGGAUGAAACCAGCAAAGCCCACUCCACGGGCAGCACCGGCCUUCGCGCCCAAUUCCAGCCCACACGUGGCGCUUGCCGACGCGUCUGCAAAUUGCGACGGUAGUUUCGGACAUCCGCUCUGA